AUGACACAUGAGAGAGUUGAUAUCAUCAGUGUUUUGGUUGUGGAUGACGAUAAAACUUCUUUGGCCAUUGUUAGCAAUAUACUCACCUCAUUAGGAUACAAAGUUCUCACUGCCAACAGUGCCCUAAAUGCUUUGGAGAUUCUUAGAGAGUUCAGAGGCUUUAUUGAUCUCCUCAUUACAGAACUUCAUAUAUCUGGGAUGAAUGGAUUUGAAUUUCAAAAGUAUGUUGAAAAUCAAUUCCACUUACCAGUGAUAAUUAUGUCUUCAGAUGGAAGAAAUAGUGUAAUUUCCAAGAGUUUAGCAAAUGGUGCCGCACACUAUAUUUUGAAACCCUUUUCUGCAGAUGACUUCAAAGACAUUUGGCAGUAUGCAAGGAAACUAACUUUUCAAAAUAUUGAAGGGGGGUCAAUACCAGGUGAUAACACUUCUAUUCAGGAUGUUCACUCUGCAAUAUCAUCGAAUGUGAGCAAGAGAAAAAGGAAGUGUUUCCCAAGAAAGAGUACCCAAAUGAAUAAGGAAGGCCAAAGUGGAGAAAGCUCUACGCUUGUAAAGAAACCAAAGGUUGUUUGGACACCAUAUCUUCACAACCGCUUUCUGCUUGCCAUAAAACAAAUUGGAUUGGAGAAGGCUGUUCCAAAGACAAUUCUUCAAGUCAUGAAUGUGCCAAACUUGACAAGAGAAAAUGUUGCCAGUCACUUACAGAAGUAUCGCAUAUUCCUGCGAAAAGUAGCAGAUAAAGGAUUGCUUGAGGGCUUAUCUAACAGGGAUCUAAGGUCAAGGUUUGCCUAUGGCCUUUCAGCAUCAAUGAUCAAAGACAUCCAAGCAAAAACUGCGAAGUCGCGUGUUACUGCGCAGCAAUAUAUGAAAAGAAUAGCACAUCAAUCAGUGUAUGGAGGAAUAGCCAAUGCUGUUAAAUCUUACAACCAUGUUUCAAGUGUGACUAAUACUCCACUUGGAAGAAGCCAUCAAUUUCCCCAUCCAUAUCACAAAGGCUUGAAUAUGAUGCUUCACAACCAACAUGGUAGUUCUUCGGAUCAAGCAAGGCUUAGAGCACAAUCAAGCUUUGGAAGCAAUGUUGGGACCAAUAAUAUCCAGCAAAAUACGUUGGGAAGCUAUGCAAACCAACCAUAUUAUGCACAAAGCUCUUACAACAAUGUUGGUGUUGUCUUUCCUUCAGAUGGAGUAACGAGACAUGGCUUGAUGACUUCCACAAAUGGCCUAAGAGGAGGUGUGAACUAUGGUGGCAACCAAUUGAUGUAUCCAAACUAUGCUUCAUUGGGAAAUCAACACAAGUUUAGCUGUGGUCAAGGAAACUGGAACAUUGGAUCUUUGAAUUACAACAGGAGCUUUGGCUUGAUCAAUGAGACGAGUGAAAAUGUGAAUAAGAAUGUGUUAAGUUUUGGGCAAGGAAAUUUUGAUUUGGCUCAAGGAGGGUUUGCUUCUACUUCUAGUGCUGGGGAGUGUUGGUCAAAGGAGCUUCCAGCAGAAAAUAUUCAAGGAAACCCAACACUGCAUCAACAACUACAAGGCAAUUUUGCAGAAAAUGAUAUUGGUACUUCCAUUGGUGAGGGCAAUGUCAACCUCCUGGACGAAGAUGACUUUUCUAAUCUUUUCAUGAUGCUAGAUGAAAUGGAUCUUCUUAAUGAGACUGAAGAGAACCAUAAUGCAAAUGACUUCUUGAAGUCUGACUUUUCAAGCUCUAAUCACGCUGUGCAGUCCCUUGAACAGAUGGGAGGUGAUGAUGGAUAUGCAAACAUGGAACACUUGAACAGGUUCAUGAUGAAUGAUGAUGUCUCCUCAGGAAGUAACUCGGCUACUGAUCAGGAUUGGGAUUUCGAACUUAUUGAAGCCCUGUUCGGUGACGAGAAAAAUCAGGGAGAAUGA
Messenger RNA from Glycine soja, 1884 nucleotides. RefSeq names its product two-component response regulator ARR1-like. The record is from RefSeq and is a predicted model, not a curated record. The transcript is spliced from 8 exons. The coding region runs from base 1 to 1884 and encodes 627 amino acids. Gene Ontology annotation, molecular function: DNA binding. Lineage: Eukaryota; Viridiplantae; Streptophyta; Magnoliopsida; Fabales; Fabaceae. Gene Ontology annotation, biological process: phosphorelay signal transduction system; cytokinin-activated signaling pathway.